Messenger RNA from Gaeumannomyces tritici R3-111a-1, 2591 nucleotides. Its product is annotated as nucleolar GTP-binding protein 1. Gene Ontology annotation, biological process: ribosomal large subunit biogenesis. The coding region runs from base 182 to 2161 and encodes 659 amino acids. The transcript is spliced from 6 exons. Gene Ontology annotation, cellular component: nucleolus. Gene Ontology annotation, molecular function: GTP binding; GTPase activity; RNA binding. The record is from RefSeq and is a predicted model, not a curated record. Lineage: Eukaryota; Fungi; Ascomycota; Sordariomycetes; Magnaporthales; Magnaporthaceae.
CCGAUAAGCACGAAGGCGGUAAAUUUUUUUCAAAAGUUGAGAAAAAUCCCACAAGUUGGCCCCCGCCGCGACCACAGCGAAAAGGCGGACUCGGAGUUUGCGACGGACGGCAAAAAAAAAAAAAAAAAAAGGCACAUCCAACGCAGCACUCGAAGACGCUGCGCACCCCAAUUCGCCCACCAUGAAGACGACUUGGAAAGACAUCCCGCCGGUGCCGACGUCGCAGGAGUUCCUUGACAUCGUCCUGAGCCGCACGCAGCGCCGCCUGCCCACCCAGAUCCGCGCCGGCUUCCAGAUCAGCCGUAUCCGGAAUUUCUACACGCGCAAAGUCAAGUUCACCCAGGAAACCUUCUCGGAAAAGUUCGACGCGAUCCUCUCGUCCUUCCCCCGGAUCCAGGACCUGCACCCCUUCCACAAGGAUCUGCUCAACACCCUGUACGAUGCCGAUCACUUCAAGGUGGCCCUGGGCCAGGUCUCGACGGCCAAACACCUGAUGGAGACCAUCUCGAGGGACUACGUCCGCCUGCUCAAGUACGCACAAUCGCUGUACCAGUGCCGCCAGCUCAAGGUCGCCGCCCUGGGUCGCAUGGCCACCAUCUGCAAGAAGUUGAAGGACUCUCUUGUUUACCUGGACCAAGUCCGCCAGCAUUUGGGCCGUCUGCCCUCGAUCGACCCCAACACGCGCACACUCCUCAUUGCCGGUUUCCCCAAUGUCGGAAAGUCGUCCUUCUUGAAGAGUGUCACCAGGGCCGAUGUUGAUGUUCAGCCUUAUGCCUUUACUACCAAGAGUCUUUUCGUCGGUCACCUGGACUACAAGUAUCUCAAGUUUCAAGUGAUUGACACUCCAGGGAUCCUGGACCAUCCCCUGGAGGAGAUGAACACUAUUGAAAUGCAGAGCAUCACGGCCAUUGCCCACUUAAGAUCAGUGAUCCUUUACUUCAUGGAUCUCUCGGAGCAGUGUGGCUACUCGGUGCAGGCUCAGAUGCAGCUCUUCAGGAGUAUUAAGCCCCUUUUCGCCAACAAGAUCGUCUUCAUCGUUGUCAACAAGAUCGACGUGAUGAAGCCCGAAGAUCUCGAUGCCGAAACGCAGGAGGAACUCCAGACACUGCUUAAGCUCGACGGCGUUGAGAUGCUCCAGCUCUCGUGCAGCACGCAGGAGGGUGUUCAAGCGGUCAAGAACGCUGCCUGCGAGAGGCUCAUUGCCGAGCGGGUGGCGCAAAAGCUGAAGGCGGGCACAACCUCGAGCGGCGCCGCGGGCGGUCGUCUCGCCGAGGUGAUGACCAGGAUCCACGUGGCCCAGCCCAUGGGUGGCUCCAAGCUUGAGACCUUCGUCCCUGAGGGCAUCAAGAACCUGAAGAAGUACGACAAGAGCGAUCCCGACCGCCCGAUGCUCGCCCGCGAUAUCGAGGAGAUGAACGGAGGAGCCGGUGUGUACAAUGUGGACCUGAGGGAGAAGUGGAUUCUGGAGAACCCCGAGUGGAAGCACGACAAGAUCCCCGAGGUGUUCGACGGCAAGAACGUUUACGAUUACAUCGACCCCGAGAUCGAGGCCAAGCUGGCGGCUCUGGAGGAGGAGGAGGAGAAGCUCGAGGCAGAGGGCUACUACGACGAGGACGAGGAGAUCGAGGACGACGAGGAGGAGGAGGUUCUCGCCAAGGCCGAGCUCAUCCGCGAGAAGCAGGCGCUGAUCAGGAACGAGGCCAAGAUGAAGAAGUCGCUCAAGAACCGGGCGAUAAUCCCACGCAAGGCGGCCAAGAAGUCGCUGUCGCAGAUGGAUGACGCGCUGGACCAGCUCGGCGUGGACACGACCGACAUCACGGCGCGCGCCAGGUCGCAGUCCCGCGCCAGGGGCCGGUCGCUCACGCGCAGCCGCCUGGGCACCGAGGAUGGCGACGCCAUGGAUCUCGACGGGGGCGCCGCGUCGGCACGCGAGCGGCUCCGGUCGCGCAGCAGGGCCCGCAGCCAGCCGGCGACGGACCGCCGGAACGACGGUGUGCUGGACGAGGCUGCCCGCGCCGCCGCAGAGAGGCAAGCCAAGCUGGGUCAGCGCAAGAUGAACAGGAUGGCGCGGCAGGGUGAGGCCGACAGGCACUCCACGGCCUCGCUCACAAAGCAUCUGCUCGCGGGCAAGCGUGGAAUGGGCAAGACCUCACGCCGUUGAUUCACGACUUGAUGCCUCCUUUGUUGGGUUCUAGGCGGAGUUUUGGCGUUUGGUCUGUAGCAUGGACAAUUUCCCAGCUGUUUUACACCAAUGAUGAUAAUGCCAAAAAGUUCACCUUUGCGUCGACAGAUUUAUGCGUCCGGCGCACAUUGCUUGGGGUUGCGCGAACCGUUUGAAGAGCCCAGGGCAAAAUAGGGGGCAGCGGGGGGAGCCUGGGUCCUGUAGAUCAAGUCCAUACCCCGACGAGGUUGGUAUCUAGGCACACAUGUGAUAUAGGAGCUUGAGCUCUCUGUAAAUCAAAGUCGACAAGUGUUGAAUCCUCGGUACGGGCAGGCGUUGGUGCAAAACUUAGGUAGACCACGAGGGGACAAGCCGAAUGCGGCAGGAUUCAAGUAUAAUCUUUUACAUAAAGAUAUAGAUGUGUCUCCCG